GACCGAAUAGGGCUCGACUAGGGGCUCGGCGUCACGCGUAGUGCACUACACGUCUAUUUGGAAUCGAGCCUUUCGUUAAAUAGAUUUCUUGGCUGCUCACAACUUCCACUCCUACCGAAAAUAAACUGGUUUGUCCAAGAAACUGCGGUGAUUUCCCCAUGGAGCGGGAUUAAAUAACACUUCCACAAGAUUUAGGGUUUCUUUCUGGACUUAUUCGAGACGUUUUGGUUCUUCUUUUUUCUUUUUAACUUGCAGGAAAGUUGGAAGUGAAGGUUCAGUGCUUGCUUGUGUUUCCACCCGGAGGUUGUAAUUCUGCGUCCUCGGCGCGUUCACUCGCAUUGACUGGAGUGUGAACGCUGAAAAAAAAAUACACGAGUUUGUUUAGGAAGAUUUCUUUGUAGUCAGAUAAACAAUUUAGUAUAAAAAUAAAAGCUAGAAAUAAACGUCAAGCUGGAAUAUAAAGGGAAUGUCUAAUCAAGGGGCGAGGAGAAAUGGUCCAGUGAAACUGCGGCUCACAGUUCUCUGUGCAAAGAACUUGUCAAAGAAGGACUUCUUCAGACUGCCAGACCCUUUUGCUAAAGUGGUGGUGGAUGGUUCUGGUCAGUGCCACUCGACAGACACGGUCAAAAACACACUGGACCCGAAAUGGAACCAGCACUAUGACCUUUAUAUUGGUAAGCUGGAUUCAAUCACCAUCAGCGUAUGGAACCAUAAGAAGAUUCAUAAAAAGCAGGGAGCAGGGUUUCUUGGCUGUGUACGUCUUCUCUCCAAUGUCAUUAACCGCCUCAAAGACACUGGCUAUCAAAAGCUGGACCUGAACAAGCUUGGGCCUAACAAUCAUGACAACAUCAGAGGGCAGAUAGUGGUGAGCUUGCAGUCCACAGACAGAAUAGGAACAGGAGGCCCCUUGGGCGACUGCAGCCGUCUGUUUGACAACGACUUACCAGAUGGCUGGGAGGAGAGGAGAACUGCGACAGGCAGGAUUCAGUAUCUCAAUCACAUCACACGGACAACACAGUGGGAAAGACCAACCAGGCCCGCCUCAGAGUAUGCAAGCCCGGGUCGGCCACUGAGCUGUCUGCUGGAUGAGAACACACCCAUCCUGAAUUCGAAUGGAGCCAUGGGCGUCACACACUCCAACUCCAGAGCUCAGGAGAGACGUGUCCGCUCACAGAGACACAGAAACUACAUGAGCAGAACGCACUUGCACACACCUGCCGAUCUGCCUGAGGGAUACGAGCAAAGAACGACGCAACAGGGCCAGGUCUACUUCCUCCACACACAGACAGGGGUGAGCACGUGGCAUGACCCGCGUGUGCCCAGGGAUCUAAGCAAUGUGAACUGUGAGGAGCUCGGGCCUCUUCCACCAGGCUGGGAAAUUAGAAACACAGCCACUGGGCGGGUGUACUUCGUGGACCACAACAACAGAACCACACAGUUCACAGACCCGCGCCUCUCAGCCAACCUGCACCUAGUCCUCAAUCCAAGUGGAUCUCGUGGUGUUGAGAAUCCAAACCUCAGUCGUGCCCCCCAGCUGAAGGAGCAACCUGUGCUGUGUAAUCUCUCUGAGGAGGCUGAAGACUGUUUAACUGCUCCGAAAUAUAAGCGGGAUCUGGUGCACAAGCUGAAGGUGUUGAGACAGGAGUUGUCUCAGCAACAACCACAGGCUGGCCACUGUCGCAUUGAGCUCUGUAGAGAUGAGAUCUUUGAGGAGUCGUAUCGGCAGGUUAUGAAGAUGAGGCAGAAAGACUUGUGGAAGAGGCUGAUGGUGAAGUUCAGAGGAGAGGAGGGGCUUGAUUAUGGAGGUGUGGCCAGAGAAUGGCUGUACUUGUUAUCCCAUGAGAUGCUUAACCCAUACUAUGGCCUGUUCCAAUACUCACGUGAUGACAUCUACACACUUCAGAUAAACCCUGAUUCUGCGGUCAACCCAGAGCACCUGUCCUAUUUCCACUUUGUUGGGCGGAUCAUGGGCAUGGCGGUGUUUCAUGGCCAUUACAUUGACGGAGGCUUCACUCUACCCUUCUACAAACAGUUACUUGGCAAAUCCAUCACACUCGACGACAUGGAGGCAGUUGACCCGGACCUACACAACAGCCUUGUCUGGAUCCUAGAAAAUGACAUCACAGGUGUUUUGGACCAUACGUUUUGUGUGGAGCACAAUGCUUAUGGACAGAUCAUCCAGCAUGAGCUUAAACCCAAUGGAAAGAACAUCCCCGUCUCUGAGGAGAACAAGAAAGAGUAUGUUAGGCUGUAUGUGAACUGGCGCUUCCUACAUGGGAUCGAAGCUCAGUUUCUGGCUCUGCAAAAAGGCUUCAACGAGGUCAUACCACAGCACCUACUCAAGGCCUUUGACGAGAAGGAGUUGGAGUUAAUCGUGUGUGGCCUGGGGAAGAUCGACAUCCACGACUGGAGGGCAAACACACGCCUGAAGCACUGCACGGCUGACAGCAGCGUGGUAAAGUGGUUCUGGAAAGCCGUGGAGACGUUUGAUGAGGAGCGCAGGGCCAGACUCCUGCAGUUUGUCACCGGCUCAUCUCGAGUGCCUCUGCAAGGCUUCAAAGCCUUACAAGGUGCUGCAGGGCCCAGACAGUUCACCAUCCAGCAAAUCGAUGCCAGCACCUACAACCUUCCCAAAGCCCACACAUGUUUUAAUCGCAUCGACAUUCCUCCCUACGAGAACUACGACAAGCUCUACGACAAGCUACUGACGGCCAUCGAGGAGACCUGUGGCUUUGCGGUCGAAUGAGGAAGAAACCCACAAGCACAACCCCCUUCUACACAGCAAUCUGGAGAGUCCAACGUUGGCGUGAUGUUACUGCAACCGUGGAGAUUAUUAUCUGAUGAAGAGGGAACCACAUGGCUACGAGUUGUGACCGAUAAUAUUUUUAUGUUAAUCAUUUUAUCUUCAGUUGCUCACCCCAUCUCAAGAACUUAUGCUUAAUCCAGAAGUCUCUUCUUGGAUUCAAUAAAUAAAGUGAAACUAGAAAUGCC
Messenger RNA from Silurus meridionalis, 2991 nucleotides. Its product is annotated as E3 ubiquitin-protein ligase SMURF2-like. The transcript has 20 exons. Gene Ontology annotation, molecular function: protein binding; ubiquitin protein ligase activity. NCBI's taxonomy places the organism in Eukaryota, Metazoa, Chordata, Actinopteri, Siluriformes, Siluridae. The record is from RefSeq and is a predicted model, not a curated record. Gene Ontology annotation, biological process: ubiquitin-dependent protein catabolic process; negative regulation of BMP signaling pathway. The coding region runs from base 467 to 2746 and encodes 759 amino acids.